Molecule: messenger RNA, 2796 nt
Organism: Myodes glareolus (Bank vole)
Lineage: Eukaryota; Metazoa; Chordata; Mammalia; Rodentia; Cricetidae
Source: RefSeq, a predicted model, not a curated record
GACCCUCACUUUCUGCUCUAUGUGUGGAACUCAAGGGCCUGCGAAGGUUCCUGGACAUCCUCUUUAUCAUGAUCAUAGCCCAGUAACUCCAGAGCCAGAGGAGGCCCUUUUGCAAGAUGGAUACUUCAUAAUCCCCCCACAUCCUUCCAGGAACCAGAAGAUAGAGAGGCCACAGGACAGGGUAGAUGAGGACUCAGGUUCCACUGGCAGUUGGCCAUGAAGUCAUAGGGUUCUGUGAGAAAAAGAAGGUUCUAGACUAACUCAGCUGUACCUGUCUCCUUCAGGAAGAUUCACUGAAGAGGUGGGUGGAAGGGCAGGAGCCUACUACCUCAUACUUAACUGCUCUCGGGGCCACAGCCUCUCCUGACUCAUCUUCUCCCAAAGGGCCACAGUCCCCACUCCUGACCCUGUCUUCUCCCCAACAUCCAGACCUUCCCUCUUGACCCUCACUUCCCUAAGUCCCAUAGCCUCUCUAAAUCCUUUGCUCCCCUGACCCAAAGCCUUCUCUUCUGUCCUUCAACUGAUCCCCAGUCCCUGCAGCUUUCUGGCCUGGGAAUACUUGCCUCCCUCCAGCCAAUCUCAGCCACCCUGGCCUUGGUGUCCGGCUCUGGACAUCCACAGAGGUACUAAUGCCACAAAGCUGUGCUACAGGUAGUGACUGCUGGUGAAGCCAUGUCAGGUGAGUGGAGAGGGGGUGAACCUCUAGCAGGGCUGCUCUCUCCGACCCAGCAGGAGUUUGGGAUGGCACUGAGCAAGAUUACAUGAGCUCGCUAGGUUCCUCCUUCUGUUGCUAGCAGACAGCCCCUCGCUGGGGCUCUCACCUUCACAACUGAACACUGUCACACUCGAGGACCUGGAGCUUCUCUUAACAGAAGGCCUAACCAGUCCCGAGCCCUUGGGUGUGGAUACCUCAGAGAGGUAUGAGUCCAGUGGCCCAGCGUCCAGCUGCGUAGUCCCUGAACACGAUACCCCGAAGCAGCGGAAGCAGCUGGAGCAGUGGGUAGCUGAGCUUCAGGCUGAGGUGGUUCGCUUGAGGGCACACAGAGAACGCUGUGAGCAUGCCACACUGGGCCUGCUUCGUGAGCUGCUGCAGGUUCGUGCUCGUGUGCAGCUCCAGGCCUCAGAGCUGCGCCAGCUGAGGCAGGAAAUGCAACAAGUGGCCUGGAGCCCUGAGAAAGAGGCCUUAGAGCUGUCUGGGCCCCAGAGCCAGAACCAGAUACAAGCCCUGGAUAAAAGACUCGUGGAGGUCCGAGAGGCUAUGACACAGAUCAGGAGGACUCAGGUGCUACAGGACACAGAGCGGAAAUGUUCCGAGCAGGAGAUGAACCUCAGGGUGACCAAGCUGACUGAUUUGCUGAGGCAAGAGGAGCAGGGCCGGGAAGCAGCCUGUAGCACCCUGCAGAGGAACCAAGAGGACACCAACCAAAAAGUAGACCGUGGGUUGUCCAAGAUGCAGGACCAGGUGACUAAAUUCAGCGAGGAUAUGAGCAUCCGCUUCCUAAAGAGGGAGGCCAAACUGUGCAGCUUUCUUCAGAAGUGUUUCCUGGCCAUGGAGCAGAGAAUGAAGUCUUCAGAGAGCACACGUCUGAUGGCAGAAAGCAGCCUUCGAGAGGAACUGGAAAGCCGCUGGCAGAAGCUACAUGAACUGACAGAGGAGCGCUUGCGGGCCCUGCGGGCACAUCGUGAGGAGGAAGAAGGUCACCUGCUGGAGCAGUGUCGGGGCCUGGACAAAGCCGUAGUCUAUUUGACCAAGUUUGUGCGACAGAACCAGGUGUCACUGAAUCGUGUCCUGAUGGCUGAGCAGAAGGCCCGGGAGGCCAAGGUGAGCUUGGAGGAGAGCCAGGCCGGAGAGCUGGCCUCGUACGUCCAGGAGAAUCUGGAGGCUGUGCAGAUGGCUGGCAAGCUAGCCCAGCAGGAAACUCAGGGUGCACUGGAACUGCUUCAAGAGAAGAGCCAUGUCCUAGAAGGGUCAGUGGCAGGUCUGAACCAGCAGCUGAAGGACUUGAGUGACCAUUGUCUAGCUCUCAGCUGGAAGCUAGACCUGCAGGAGCAAACACUAGGCGUGAAGCUGUCCCAGGUGCAGGCUGCAUGGGAAGGUGUAGAGAGGGAGUCCCUGCAGGAUCUGGUCCGGUGGCUAAAAGAGGUCUCAGCUCACUUGCAGGAGGUGCAGGAAAAAGUGAACAACCUGCCCCAGCAGAUAGAAAAUGUCUCCAACAAGUGUGUUCUUCACAAGAGUGACGUGGACCUGAGGAUCUCUGCCGAGGGCAAGACCAGAGAGUUUGAGGUUGAGGCUGUGCGACAGGAGCUAGCCACCCUGCUGAUGUCUGUGCAGUUUCUGAAGGAGGAGAACCCCGGACGGAAGAUUGCGGAGAUCCAGGGCCAGCUGGCCACGUUUCAGAAGCAAAUAAUAAAGUUAGAGAACAGCCUCCAGGCCAACAAGACCAUCCAGAACCUGAAGUUUAAUAACGAGACCAAGCUGCGGACAGAAGAGAUCGCAACCCUGCGUGAGAGCAUGCUGAGCCUGUGGAGCGAGGAGGGCCCCUGGCCACUGACACUGGGCAGCAAGCGGGUGUUCAUGUCCCUGGUGAGGCAGCGGUUCUUCAUCAAGGACAUAGCCCUGGGCGACCUGGUCCCUGUGAACUCCUGGGGCGUGUAUCAGGCUGUGAGGUGGCUUCAGUGGAAGACAAUCCUCUUGAACUUGGUGUCCCACCAAAGGCCAGGAGCAAUCUCUGCGCUGACCUACUGGAAGCCUGCACCCAAGAUCCUGUCCCAGAAAUAAAGAUGCCAGUUCUUGUA